UAUCUACCUGUUUCGUGGAAAGUAUUGGUAGUUUAAUCAGUUAAUAUUACCCCCUAAAACGCUGAAUGGGUUUUCAUAAUUAUGUUGGUGCAUACUUCGUGGCUUUCAUUGAAGGUACAAGUUGUUAAUUGCUUUGGCUAUCUUUUUAUUAUAUGAGGAUGCGGGUUCCUUUGUUUGGACAAGCCUAAUGUUUAUCAGUAGGUCAGUUAUUUUUAGAUUUUGCAGUAUCUGCUCUCUUGACCGGCUGCAUAACAUGCAUCUAGGAUUUCGCUGGAAGCUUAUCAGCAGAUUUGUUACGGUAUGCUGUGGUCUGCUAUACUGACCCUCACUUGUCACGGCUGAUAAACGCACUCCACACAUGAAUGCAUAUCAGAAACAGUGGAUGAUAUAUAUAGAUAUUGUGUUUAUAGGGGAUUUGUGUUGUUUUACAUGGUUUCUCCCCUUUGAUAUUAAAUACGGGGCUAUGUUGUAUGCUGUUUUAUAGUUAUAAUAUUAUCGCGGGAUAUUCAUAUAUGUUUGUAUGCGUUCAGGUUUAGUUUACGCUUAAUCUAUUGAAUCUAUUUGUAUUUAUUUCUGUUGGGAGUAUUUAUUGAUUAUAUUCUCUUCUAAUUUAUGUGAUUUUAGAUUCACUGGUACAAUGGUUCAACCCACGACAUUGAAAAGGCGACACACUCUGAAAGACACCAAUUUGAUUUGUCUAGUCAAAAAGAUUAGGGAUGCCAAUGUUCCUAAGCAGUAUGCUAGGGUGACAUCCUCACAGCCUCUAGAAACCAUGAGUGCGGAGAACAUAAAGUCAGUGUUCAAGGAACUGACAGGGGAGGAGCUGGGAGAAGUUCUUACUAUGGCAGACAGAGAUGACACACAAGGCAACGCUCGCCUGGCACUGCACUGCGCAGUUAUACUUGCGAACGAGAUUGGGGCGCCUAAAGGUCAACAGCUGGCUGAGGAGCAGGAUGGCCCCGCGCUGAUGAAGAGGCAGAAGACAGGAGGUCAGGACAUGGAAGAACGAGUGGAUGACCUGAAAAAGAAAGUAAGGCUGCUGGCACUUCAAAAAGAGCCUUCAGAGGCGUUGAUACUAUUAACGUUAGAGGAACUGGCGUCGGUUUCCCGCCGCCAUUCCCAUGCUGACGCGGAGACUGUUGAGGAAUUAUAUCGUCAGGCCUCUAGACACCAGGGGGAGGUGAAUAUUGCGGCAUUAUGUUUGUCUGUCCUUAAUGGACAAGCUUCAGACCUGUUGUCUAAGGCUCUGGCAAAAUGUCUCAAAACUAAGGAAGUUGAGAAGCAAGAUGCCCCGAAAGAGUCUUCCCCACUUGCAGGUUUAUAUCCUCAGAUGCCACAGGCUCAGUGGCCGAUGUUACCUCCUGCACAUACGGGAUUCGGCUAUCCGUAUUCUUUCGGCCACACAUUUAGACCUAGGUAUAAACCAAGAGGGGGAAGGUCUCCUUUCCGUCCUGAGGAGGAAGGCUCGUUUACUGGUAGUUUCAUCAAGAUUCCCUCCUGGGAGCGACAACAUAAUUUUAAUCCAACGGCUGUGACUGUACGAACGGAUCCUAGGUGGAUGACGUUGGGGGAUGGUAUGCCCUCACUUGACGCUCAUUUUCAUACUGCUGAAGACGUAUUUUUAGAUAGGCAUGAUGUUAGCAUUGACAUGCUACCCUUGCGAGAUCCAUCUUUCUUUGUAUCGGGUCAGUUACAUUCAUGUGUUAAGGAAUGGCGGAAAAUAUUGCAUGGGACUAGUGCGUCGGACAGAAUGGUUCUUUCGUGGUUAGAGAAUGGUGUAGACAUUUCGUAUUUUUUCACUCAUUUCAAAGGUAAUUUUAAAGGACAGUGUUAUGACUGUGAUCUUCCACCUAAGCGUUACUUCCCUAAUGCGCCCAUUUGUCAGCGUUUUGUUCCCUUUAUUUGCCAGGAAUUAUUGGAACGGGUAUCAAAUGGCUCCCUCCGGGUUUGGGGCAGGGUUGGUGAGUGUGUACCACCGAAAGUAAUCUUACCACUUACAAUUGAGGAGUCCAAGCCUCGUCUUUGUCAUGACGCAAGAUAUUUAAACUUAUGGAUUAAAGAUGUUCCUUUCCAACUUGAAACACUAAAGGAUGUUCAUAGAUUAAUUGAACCUGGUGCAUACAUGGUAUCCUUUGAUGAGAAAUCUGGAUAUGAUCAUAUUCGCUUGACUCCAGAUUCGCAAACAUACUUUGGUAUAGAAUUUGCUGGAUGGUUGUUCUCAUAUACUACAUUGUCUUUUGGCUGGAAAGCCUCGCCUUAUGUCUACCAGACAGUGGGAAUGGUGGUAACGUCGCACAUUAGAUCAUUGGGCAUUGCCACAAUACAAUACAUUGAUGAUAGAUUAGGUGCCCCUCUUGUUAAAUCAUCCGCUAACGUUGAUCAGCCAUUUCGGAUGGCAGAGAGAACAUCAUAUGUAUUUCUAGAGUUGUUGACAAGACUGGGUUAUACACUGGCAUUGAAAAAAUGUGUGCUUAUCCCUGUACAGUGUUUACGAUUCUUGGGUUUUUACAUUGACUCUCUUCGACAAACUUACGUAUUGCCGGUGGAGAAAAAACAGUCAUUUUGUGCCCUUCGGGAUUUUAUCCUGGGUUCGAAAUCUAUUGAUUUGAAAACUCUCCAAAGAUUUGCAGGGAAGUGUAUCAGUAUGACAUUAGCAGUACCUGGUUGUAGAUUGUUUACUCGUGAGGUAAAUAGGGCUAUUGCUGUGGCCUCAAAGAAUGGUGGCAUUGUUUUGGUUGAUGACUAUCUUAGUGCGGAAUUACGGCAUUGGUGUUUCUUGGACGCUUGGAUAGGCUGUAUGUCUUGGCGAUCUGAAGCCCAUAAACAGAUUGUUCUGGCCACUGACGCUAGUUCUUAUAAAUAUGGCGCUGUUGUCUUGAGAGGAACUGACGGCAUUCCACCACAGACACUUUGUGAUUAUUUUGGUUCAGUGGAAAAACCGAUUCAUUUAAAAGAGGCUGAAGCGGUUCACAAUUGUCUUUUGUCAUUUGAGUCUAAGUUAAAGAAUCAUCGCGUUGAUGUUUUGGUUGACAACCAAGCAGUUCUUCAUGUAUGGGACAAUCAGGGUGCUAGGGACAGGCCUCUCAAUGACAUUACGAAAUCCAUUUUCUCCAUUACAUUUCGCAACAACAUCGACCUACGCAUGUCAUAUGUCAAAACCACGGAAAAUGUUGCGGAUGCACCCUCUAGAUCAGUGUCAGCUUCUGAUGCAAAGCUCAGUGAUGAUGUAUGGCAUAGGUUACAGGUCUUAUUUGGUCCUCACACAGUGGACCUCAUGGCAUUAGAUUCGAAUGCUAUGCGAGAUGUUGAUGGCUCAUUUCUAAAACAUUUUACUCCGACUCCAACACCGCAGUCUGCUGGUGUCUUAGGUAUGACAUAUUUGCUUACAGAUUGUCAUUUUGCUAGAUUCGAUUCUGUUUAUUUCCAGGAAUCGCAACUUAAUAUUGAUACAAGAAAGACUGAGGAUCGACUCUCCCUCUUGGACAAGAAAACGGACCAGUCCAACUCAGCUAAGCGAAAGCGUUCCUUAACGGCAUCUUUGGCAGAUUUCUUAUCCAACCUUCCUACUUCUCUUACAUUAUGUAGUUGCUCUCCUGAAGAUAUUAGGAAAUUUCUGGUUUGGAAAGAUGAGUUCGGGAAGACUAAGAUACAUACUGCUUCUUGUCCAUACAUUGGUAGUUCUGACUCUCGGAUUAAUUGUGCAUGCCCACUUCGCCUCGCUGCAGGGACUGUAGAAGGUGUGAUAAAUCUGUUAUGUAGAAUUUUUGAAGAUCAUGGGUUUGGUCGUUUUUGGGAUAGCAUGACGAUGCAAGGGAAUCCUGUAUGCUCCCCAAUUGUCAAGGAGUAUCUUACGCGAAUACGUGAGGAGCAAGCAAAGGCAAAUGUCCUUCCGAAACAGGCAAAACCUAUUUUCAUGAGUAAAUUGCGCUCUAUUGCUCGUUAUAUUGACAUGCAACUUGCAAGGUCAGAUAUAACAUCCCGGGAGAGAUAUGUUCUUUUAAGAGAUCAAGCUUGGUUUAAAUUGCAGUUCUUUGCUGGAGAUCGUGCGGGCGAUUUGUCGUUUUUAUUGUCACAACAGGUCAGAUCUCUUUCAGAUGGAUCUGGUCUCACAGUUACACAUACAUUUGGUAAAACUUUAAGGGGUAACAGGGACAAGGUUAAUGAAUUUGUUGUGCCAAAAUGCGCUGAUACUCUAAUUUGCCCCGUUAAUGGUCUCAAUACGUAUGUAGCGUCUUCAAAGGCUAUGGGAGUAAAUCUCACCUUUGGAUACAUGUUUCGUAUUGUGUCUGACUCGGGGGUUGUUCUUGAUCAACAAGUGUCUUAUUCUGUGGUAUAUGAACGAAUGAGACACUACUUAACCGUUUUAGGAGUAUAUGAUGGUGAAACUCCACAUAGUUUUAGGGCAGGCUGUGCUGUAUCGUUGAAUGUUGCUGGGUGUAGUUCAGCUGAUAUAAUGGACCAUGUAGGUUGGUUUGGUUCCGAAAGUGCAGAAUAUUACAGUAGGCGAAAGUUAAUGCGUUCUUCAACUGUUGCAAAGCGUCUUGCCCGUGCUGUUGAUUUUUCUAACGAGGUGGAGGAUUUUUAUAAUUCCCAUGCUGACUAUACAUCUUUACCACAUGCAUUUUUUGAACAUGUAUGAAUCUUUUUAUAUGUUAACACACAUACUUCUUCAUAAGGUUGAAUUUUUGUUAAAAGAAACUUAUUCCUUAUACCUGCCUUCUGUAAUUCGUUAUAGUGUAUGCGAUGUAAAUACCUGGAUGCGUUUAUUUCUGUACUUUAUGACGUAAACGUUUUGUUUGAAUUGUUUUUGCAGUAAAUAUUUGAUUAGCUGUGUGUACCUUACAUAUAUAUCUGAUACGUAAUAAAUUUGCUCAUCAUGUAAUAUGUUGCUGUUUAUCUUUUAUCUUAUUUAUUUACUAAUGCUGGAAUGAGUAUUGGGACAAAGGGAUGACGAUACUGUAGUGCAAAAGUCCUGUCAUGGGAAUCAAAUUGAGGAUAUAAAGGUCUGGAGUGUGGACGAAGGUUUCAUGUCAUGUAUUAGCCCAGUACUUAAUACUCAGGAAACACUCAAGAACUGACCUUUCUAGACACGAAACACUUAGGAUAUCCCCAGAUCCUCAGUGUUAUAGGUGGCGCUGAAAGAGCAGUGACGUCACUGAUCGUUCUGUGAACGUUAGGAUCCUAAGGAUUGGAGUCGAUAGGUUAUUCUUGU
Messenger RNA from Mercenaria mercenaria, 5212 nucleotides. RefSeq lists its product as uncharacterized. The coding region runs from base 638 to 4639 and encodes 1333 amino acids. Gene Ontology annotation, biological process: DNA recombination; DNA integration. Lineage: Eukaryota; Metazoa; Mollusca; Bivalvia; Venerida; Veneridae. The transcript is spliced from 5 exons. Gene Ontology annotation, molecular function: DNA binding. The record is from RefSeq and is a predicted model, not a curated record.